UACCCACCAACCACAUUUCCGUCAUCAACUGUCAAUUACAUAGGCAUUUGUUAAUGUCUUUAAUUGUCUAAGAUCAGGAGAGGUCGGCAGAAUACGUCGUUUCAUUCGUAAAGAUAAAGGUGUAGAGUGAUGAUACAAUAAUUAUUAUUAACAAUGAGACGAUAUUAUUACAUAAGUUUAACUCUGUUUUGGAUUAACAUUUUAUUUGCGAGUGCCGUCAGAAAAGAUAUCUGUGAACAAUGUGUAAAAAUUGAAGAGUGCCCAUCGUUUGCACAUUUGAAUAAACAUGAACAGCAGGUGUGGUUGGAACAAGUCCCUUGUGAAGGGCAACAAGCGAUAGAGGCAACAACGAUUUUUGGAUUUUCACCCGUCGCUAAAGGGGACUAUGUAUGUUGUCCAAAGUCAAAUAUUUGGGAAAAUAAGGAUAAUAACGGAGGUUUUAGCUUAAUUGCUGAGAAUAUUAAUAAAACGGCCAAUAAAUCAAAUAUAAUAAGACCGAAUAACACCGGUAAACGAGAAAAUUUACAACAGUUAUAUCAAAACCAAUACCCUGGCCAAGAUUAUAACAGCAAUAUCUAUGAACCCAAUAAUCCUAAUUAUCAAAACCAAGUUUAUGAUAAUCGAAAUCCAUACGGGCAAAAUCACGGACAAAAUUAUGGACAAAAUGGGCAGAACAAUCUUUACGGGAGAAAUCCAAAUUAUGCUCAAUAUCCAAGCGAUGGCAAUGUGUGGAGCGAUCCAAGGCAACCAGGGGUGAUGACUGUUAAUCCUGGCCAGAAUCAAAACGCAUGGCAAAAUCCUAACGGUUAUCCACAACAGCAACCGCAACAACGGAAUCCAUAUUAUAACAAUGGCAAUGGAAAUGGAAAUUCUUUCAGUAGACCAAAUUCAGGCAACCAAUGCGCAGCGCAAACAAUAUUGCCAGAUCCUCAGACUCAAUGCUGUGGCCGCGACAUGUCGAACACCGCUACUAUUACAGACUUACAAAAUCUUUUAAACAUUUAUGCACCCUCUGAUCAUCAGUCUUGGCCAUCUCAAAACAGACCUCAUCGGCAACCUCAUCAAACUCGGCCUUUAUACCCACAAAGACAGAAACUAUCCGAAAAUAAUACAGAAGUGGAAAUUAACCUGGAUGACAGAAUAGCAGGUGGUAAAGAAACAGAGCUAGAUCAGUUUCCUUGGACAGUACUUUUAAAGAUGACAUUCAAACGUGGCAACAAGAUGUCAGUAUUUAAUUGUGGAGGAUCUUUAAUUAGUCGGCGAUAUGUGCUUACCGCUGGACAUUGCGUCUUCGAACAAGGAGCUGUAUUAACUGGCAUCAAUGUGACACUAGCCGAAUAUGACAAGAGAACUUUCCCCAGAGAUUGCAAGUACGAUUUAGGAAGGAAGCCAAAAUGUAUUGAUAACGUCUUGAUGUUUGCCGAAGAGGUAAUACUUCACCCGCAGUAUGAUGAUGAACAGCUUCAUAAUGAUAUAGCACUCGUAAGACUUCAGGGAUAUGCGCCUUACACAAGAUUUAUAAGGCCCAUUUGCCUUCCACCUAUCAACAUAGAUAACGACGACCUUUCAAAUCUACCCCUAGCUGUAGCUGGAUGGGGACGCAACGGAAAAUAUGUAAGCCCAAUAAAACAGUCAACUGUGGUGCAUUUAGUACCUCAUGACCAAUGUCAGGAAGCUUACCGGUAUUUAAGCAACUCACACCUCUGCGCAGCCGGCCGUACUGGCGAAGAUACAUGCAAAGGUGAUUCUGGAGGACCCCUUAUGAUGCUGUUCAGAGAAAGUUACUAUGUAAUUGGUGUAGUCAGUGGAAAAAGAGCGGAUACACCUUGCGGAUCAUCAGUGCCGUCGCUUUACACAAAUGUUUACCUUUAUGUUCCAUGGAUUAAGAGUAAUAUAAAAAACUAAUAUUUCUGUAUAUGAUUUACGUAGUUGUAGAGUAAGACAAUAAUGUAUGCAGUAAAUUGAAUUAUUGUACAAGUUAAAUCCAUCCUAAUUAAUCGAAAUCCUUACUAAUAAUAUAAAUCAGAAAGUGUGUCUGUUCGUGCAUUACUAUUACACCGAUCGAUAUCUAUGAUACACAAUGUAUGAUAUUUAUAACAAAAAUAAUACCCGUAUCUGUUUGUUAUAAGCCUCUUUUCAGGCCAGAGCACGUUUGGAACUCUUGCAUCUUUAGUUUUAAAUAAACGAAACUAGUAGUUAUUAUAUUAGAAACAAUUG
This is a messenger RNA of Pararge aegeria (speckled wood butterfly), 2217 nucleotides long. RefSeq names its product CLIP domain-containing serine protease 14D-like. NCBI's taxonomy places the organism in Eukaryota, Metazoa, Arthropoda, Insecta, Lepidoptera, Nymphalidae. Gene Ontology annotation, molecular function: serine-type endopeptidase activity. Gene Ontology annotation, biological process: proteolysis. The record is from RefSeq and is a predicted model, not a curated record. The coding region runs from base 154 to 1905 and encodes 583 amino acids. The transcript is spliced from 7 exons.